Pocillopora verrucosa is the source of this 1586-nucleotide messenger RNA. The record is from RefSeq and is a predicted model, not a curated record. NCBI's taxonomy places the organism in Eukaryota, Metazoa, Cnidaria, Anthozoa, Scleractinia, Pocilloporidae.
CCCUAACUUUUUCCUCGACUUUUUCAAUCGCUGGUCUUACUCGUCACAGGCUCAUUCCUGCACGAAGGGGAAACAUGACCGACUUAAGCACAAUCGGCCCAAGCUUCAGACUCGUCAGAAUUCGGAGGGUGCAGGUUGUGUCUGAUAUGAUUGAAGUGUUUAAGGAUCCAUCACUUAUGGCAGCUCAACUAAAAGUGCACAUGCACAUGGCCAAGAAGAAGUCGGAGCAGAUGAAAAUGGAGUUUUCAGGGACGCACUGUCAGCGUUCUAGACAGCAUUUGAGAAUUCCUGCACAGUUGGAGAAGAUAAACGACAUGACUUUCAAACUCCAGAGAGAGAAGCCAUUGCUAGACUCCUUGAAUUGUAAAGUUAAAUAGGGCAUUCCUGAUUGCUACACUUUUUGAGGAAAGCGAGGUGACACAGCAAGUGCUACUCGAUUCUUUCUUAGCCUAUUUGUCUAGGGAUAAAAGGGCUUUGGUUGUGCAUGCUUUUGAAUUAACGGUUCUUUGGAUGAACACAAUGACGAGUGGCUUGAUUUCUUAUAUAGAUUCGAAUAUAAGCGAGCUCCAAAGCCUGAGCAGGGAUACAAUUUUAGAAAUCGCUCACAAAGAGCGAAUACAAGCUUGUCAAUACAUUAUUGACAUGACAUGAGCCAUAACGUAAACUAAAGACAGCCACCCUUAACUCCACGGAAAACUUAUAAAUUUAUUAACUAGAGCCAUUCCAACAAACAAAACUGAUGAGGUGAUCGAUCUCCUUGAAGUUAUCCCACAACCGCAAAAUUUUGCCUGGAGAAAAUGUCAUAUUCUACUUUAAAAAUUACCUGAGAGAACUAGAUAUUGAGAGACUGACACCAUAUGUUUGGACAAAAUUAAGGUUACUUUCACUAGUCUAGAUGGCUUUGAGAGGCGUCCCACUGCUCAUGCGUGGGCACCAUCGGUAUCUUUAGAGUUGCCCUCAACAUACUAAAACUUUGCAGACUUGAGACAAGAAAUGAACAGCAUCAUCGACAGUGAAUUCUGGGAAAUGAACAUUGCUUAAAACUGCUCUUUACAUGUUCUUCUAGUUGUUCCAGUUAAAAAAACUGUAUGUAUAAUGUUUGGCCCUAGUAGGACACUCCCACUUUAAUGACACUGCUUUUCAGAUUCCCUUUCUCGUUCAAACUAUAAUUAAUAACGAACAUAUUAUUGACAACAAAAUAUUUUUCCUUCAUGGCAAUGUUAUUGUAUUCGCAAGAUGACUCCACAAAGGAAAUUUAUGUCUACACCGUCAGGAUCAAGAAUUUUUAGGAGGUUCCUGAGAGUAUCUUUGUCAACACAAAGGCCGUAGACCCGUGAGUCUUUGGAUCAUUUACACAAUUCCAUCUUUAUGCAUCCACCAACCUCUCGGAGACUACUACGAUUUUUCCGUCGCCCAAGACCACGAGACUUUAAAAUUCUCUUCAAUUGGCGCAUACUAAAGUAAAACCCGUGGGUUAAAAUAAGAAGCAAGAUUUCUUUGUAAUGCAUUCCCAAAUGAAAAUAACUCUCAGUGAUAUCUUGCCUUGUUGUAAGAUAGGCAAGUAUGAAGGUAAAACUACCCGACAC